This is a messenger RNA of Pocillopora verrucosa, 1981 nucleotides long. Its product is annotated as adenosine receptor A2a-like. Gene Ontology annotation, molecular function: G protein-coupled receptor activity. Gene Ontology annotation, cellular component: plasma membrane. NCBI's taxonomy places the organism in Eukaryota, Metazoa, Cnidaria, Anthozoa, Scleractinia, Pocilloporidae. Gene Ontology annotation, biological process: G protein-coupled receptor signaling pathway. The record is from RefSeq and is a predicted model, not a curated record.
AUAAAGCUUACUGUCUGCUUCUCUACCUGUCAUUUAUAUCAUUUUACUUUAGGCAAGUGCCAGCACCAUUUGUCAUCUUUUGUGAGCUUUGAGUCGUUGGUCUCAACAAUGAAUGAUUCUUUGAACGACAGCACCACCUUAUCCGCCAACAUCUCAGUAGAAGAUUGUUCUCUCCCUGUAGCUCAUGGCAUCGCUCUUAUUUCCACAAAUGCUUUCGUGGGGUUGUUUGGAACACUUGGUAACCUACUGGUUUGCUUGGCAGUUGUCAUAUAUCCUCGCUUACGCCGACCAUCCAACUACCUUCUGUUCAGUUUGGCCAUCGCUGAUUUGAUUGUCACCAUGGCGUGCGAGCCCCUUGUUGUGGCAAUCUUCACUAAAAGGACGUUCUUCAACGACUGUGCACCAGACUUGGAACUCCUAUACGUGAUUUUAUCUAUGCUUUCGUGCUCUGCUUCUGUACUACAUAUGGCGGCAAUCAGCAUCGAUCGUUUCAUCGCAGUUGUGUUUCCCCUGCACCACAGAGCCAUGUCAGAUACCUGCGGAUUAAAAGCAAUGUUGAUAACGUGUUGGGCAUAUCCAAUCUCAGUUCCCAUCUUAAGCGCCGUUGUUCCACCAACCUUUCCAAAAGAUAUUUUUGCUUUGUUGAUGUUUGCAAUCAGUUACGGAAUUAUUUUCUUGUCUUACUCACUUAUCGUGAUUUCCCUCGUCAGACAUAAAAGACAAGAAAAGCAACUUGAAAUGCGCCGAAAUAGUAAUGCUAGUCAUCAGACUCACGUUGAAAUCCGAGUGGCCUCCACCCUUGGGAUCGUAAUUCUUGUUUUCACAGCAUGCUGGCUUCCGUUCAUCGUAGUGCUUUAUGCAACAGGACGCCUUUUGAUCAAGAAGCACGGAGUUGCCUAUAUGUGGAUCAGGACCUUGGCUCUUUCAAACUCUGCCAUUAACUUCUCUAUAUAUGGUUCAAGAAUGCAGAACUUCCGUGAAGCGUUCUCUGCAACUGGACGAAAAGUUCUGGGUGCUUUCACUAGACAAUGUUCCCGGACCCAAGUGUAUGAUUUGAACGUAAGCAAGACCCAGUCCUCUAGUUCGAGAUGAUAACAAUUUAGAACCACCUCCCUACCAUGAGUAGAAGAAUCCAACGCACCAACAGUGGAAAAGUCUUGCAAGCAUUUUCACUACAUCCUUUCUCGGGUUAAUUAAGGAAAACCAGAAGACUGAGUUUGGUGGUGGUGUUUUAUAAGAGGGUAUAGGCAUGAAUUUUCAUAUGGCUAGUAACGUUUAAGGUGAAGACCAGAGAUUUAUUUUUAGGCUUAAAGGAAAAAAGGAGAAAGCAGUCCUGCAGCUACAGCAAGGUAACGCCUUCGCAAACGUUAGGUUUUCAUGAACUAUGCAUACCCAAACCUUUAACGUUGAGGCAUUGUGACAAUAUAGGACUGGUUCUUUUGCUGAACACGAAAAGAUAAACCUUCAUAGUGAAAACGUGACUCAACAAACACGACCACUAUCAUCACAUCGAAAUUCAGUUGAUCAUGCAAAAUGUUGUUAGGUAGCAUGCCAAAUAUUUGAAAAAUCAAUAUGUUGAGAAUGACCUCUCAGUUAAUCCUAAUUCCCUCUUCGACACUUUUCUAUCAUUGCAUGGUAAUAGCUUGAUUGUAUUGCUGUGUCGAUAGAUGACUUGACACUUAACAAUACCGAUAAAUGAACUGAAACUUCAAUAUUUCUAAUUAUAAGAGUGAUAAAUAACUACUUGGCAACAUCACUUUGAAUUCUAAGCCAGAGAAAUUCCGCACGAUGCAAAACAUGGAGAGGGUCACUCAACAUUCAGACGUAAUGGCUUCACUUGGAACAAUAACCAUAAGGGUGUCUGCCUUUCAUGAUGCUAUUUUUUUUAUUAUUUAAUAGUGACUUAGGAAUAUUUCAUAUAUUGAUUUUUAACUAAGGGCAACUUUUAUGUUGCUAUUGGCAAAGUAUAUAAAAGGUUUAU